AAGUUGCAUGCUCUUCCAACUGAGCCAGCCACAUGCCCCAAAUUUUCUCUUUAUUUUCAGCUAUCUUUUUGCUGUACUUUUUGGGAGAUUUUCUCAAUUUAAAUCUUCCAAUAUGUCAGUUGUGCUUUACUUUUUCUGGUCUCAUAUUCUUAAUUUCUAGAACUCUCUUCUCUGGAUUUCUUUUAACAGCAUCCUGUUUUGGGUUCAUGUUUGUAGUAUCUUAUCUCUUUGAAAAUACCAUGAUGUGUACACACACAUUCAUAUCUGUAUUCUCCCUGCAUAUUUUGUGACUUUGAAGGUUUAUUUCUUAUUUGUUUUCCCCGUAUGUAUCCUUUGGUCCUUGUUUUUCUGUUACAGGCUUUCCUCAGUUUGUGAUCUUGGCAGUCUACACAUGAGUAGAACCCUAUAAAAGGCUGAGAUUGAAAGCUGAGAGUGGGAGAUGGGUCUCUUCAAGUGCCACAUCAUAACUGAGCUGAGCUACCAGUCUCCUCUCUUUUAGUGCUUUGUUUGGCUGAUUGAAGGGCAAAAACGUGGCUGCCAAAGUGUGUUUUUAUUUCCCCUUUGAGCUCUAUUCUUCUGUAAUCCAUUUCUAUAUUUGUCAAGACUAUCCAAGCUAUCUUUUUACAUAUUGUUUCUCUUUUCUGCUAUCCCCACUUUGCCUCUCUUCCCUUUAAAACCUCAAAAUGCAAAAAAUAAUAAUGAAACCUCAAAAUGCAACUUUUCCUUUAAUUCCUCAGCAAACCACCAACUAUUAUAUGCUUCUUUUCCAAAACUUUUUUUUAUCUGUAAUUAUAUACAUUUGUGUUCUCUACAUGUAUAUUUUGUUACAUGCACUGAAAACCUCGUCUUGUAUGGUGCUGUGUACCCCAUGGGUGCCAAAUAAAGAUUUGCGACUCGCAACUGGAAUUACAGUUGGUUAAUUCUGCCUACGUUUAUGACAUACCUAUUUAGGCCAAAUUUGGUGUUAUACAAUUUUUAGAAGAAACGGGUAAUCCCUCAGAAGAGCAAUCACUUCUCCAGCUGAUCCCAGGGGUCUGGGCCACCUUUCCUCCCCAUCUGGAGAGGAAAAGUGGGGAUCGCCUGCAAAUUAAAAAAGAAAAAAAUCAGACUCAGAUCUGUAGAAGAUGAGAGCUCCUGUUUGAAUGAAAACUCCGCCUGCAAACCCUACGUGUCUCUUGCUCGGAACUUCCCCUAGGCAGGGGAAAUCGGUCAUCGUAGCUUUUACGAAAACGAAACUCUGCAGCUGCCCGUGAACUCCCGGAAGUGCAGGCGCUGCGCGCAGCCAUUGAGCACCCGCUGAGGUUGCAGCCAUGGACCAAGUGUCGUCUUCCAUAGCCAAGUCAGUCCAGGGAGCCAACCAGUCCGAGACCCAGGACGCCCAGGACCAGCUCCUCCACCCCACCGGUGUCUUUCAGGUUGCAGAAAAGAUGGAAAAAAGGACAUGUGCACUCUGCCCCAAAGACAUCGAGUAUAGUGUCCUAUACUUUGCAAAAUCAGAGAAUAUAGCUGCUCAUGAAAAUUGUUUGCUGUAUUCUUCAGCUCUUGUGGAAUCUGAGGAUCAUGAUCCACAUAAUCAAGACAGAAAUUUUGAUGUGGAAUCAGUAAAGAAAGAAAUCCACAGAGGACGGAUGUUGAAAUGUUCACUUUGUAGUAAAAAAGGAGCCACCGUGGGAUGUGAUUUAAAAGCCUGUAACAAGACUUACCACUUUUUCUGUGCCAAGAAUGACCACGCAGUUCUACAAAUUGAUGGAUCUCGAGGAAUUUAUAAAGUGUUUUGCAAACAACAUGCUCCAUUGACCGACGCUCAUAAUGACCCACUCCCAGGAACGUCUGGUACCUCCCAUCCUCACUACAGUCAGAGGGCCAAACAAGGACGUGGACUGAAAAGAAAAAGAGGAAGGAAGAAAUGUCUCUCAGAAGACAUUCAUGUAUGUUGUAUAAUAAAAUGACUUCAUUUUAUUAUAGCUUUCAGUUUCUUCACACAGUUUCUUCCUUAUUUUAACCAUUCACAUAUCCGGUGAAAUGGUAACAGAACCAUAAUGAGCUGAAUGUAAAAGUUGGAUGUGUUGGGUAUCCCAGCACGUGCCCUUCAGGAGGUGACAGUCCUAUGGCUCUGAUAACACACAUCCUGGUACCACAUCAGUGAAAGUAUCAGAGCCCACAGUGUGCUUAUGGUCUUAAAAUGGGCAGAGGUGCAGUAAAACAUCCUUACCUAACCAAGUAUUUCUCAGCUGCAUGAUCCACACUUGACCUGAUUUGUGAUUAUCAUAAUUUUCUGCAUUACUAUUAUGUGCAAAGUGUAUGAAAUGUUUUGGGGAUUUGAAACCGUUUUUUACACAUCCACUCAUAUGAGCUAAAUUAAUAUUCGUAUGAGCUAAAUUAAUAUGAGCCAGCAACCUUCCCCUCUUGCUGUUUAUACAAGAGGAGCUUGCCACACUUCUUGAUGUUUUGUUAUACAAAAAUGAUUUGAUGUUUACAUGUAAACUACCAAUGAAUAUGGGGCAUGAUUUUUCACCACAGGCAUAUCAUUGAAUUGUAUGCAAAAGACUAGUUUUCAUUUUACACAAUAUUAAAUGGCAACAGUAAAUCAAUGUAAUCUUAAUUUUUCUCUCC
Callorhinus ursinus (northern fur seal) is the source of this 2613-nucleotide messenger RNA. Lineage: Eukaryota; Metazoa; Chordata; Mammalia; Carnivora; Otariidae. The record is from RefSeq and is a predicted model, not a curated record.